AUGACAGUCACUUAUUCCAGCAAAGUAGCAAAUGCCACUUUCUUUGGAUUUCACAGAUUACUCCUAAAGUGGAAAGGCAGCAUCUACAAAUUGCUGUACAGAGAAUUUAUUGUUUUUGCUACUCUUUACACAGCGAUAAGUGUAUUAUACAGAUUUUUUCUUACAGGAAGCCAGAAACGAUUCUUUGAAAGAUUAUCAAUUUACUGUGACAAAUAUGCUGAACAAAUCCCUGUAACUUUUGUGCUUGGCUUCUACGUCACUUUGGUGGUGAAUCGUUGGUGGAACCAGUUCGUGAAUUUGCCUUGGCCAGACCGACUUAUGUUCUUGAUCUCUAGCUGUGUUCAGGGAAGAGAUGAAUAUGGUCGCUUGAUAAGAAGGACUCUAAUGCGUUAUGUGAAUUUAACGUCUCUGCUCAUCUUCCGCUCCGUGAGCACCGCUGUCUACAAAAGGUUUCCCACCAUGGAUCAUGUGGUAGGAGCAGGUUUUAUGACAAGAUAUGAAAGAAAAAUAUUUGAUGAUCUUAAGUCUCCCCAUCUUAAAUACUGGGUUCCGUUUGUCUGGUUUGGAAAUUUGGCAUCAAAGGCACGAAAAGAGGGUAGAAUCCGAGAUAGCGUAGAUCUGCAAACACUGCUGAAUGAGAUGAACAAGUACCGGUCUUGGUGUAGUCUUUUGUUUGGUUAUGACUGGGUUGGAAUUCCGCUGGUCUAUACGCAGGUUGUUACUCUUGCGGUCUAUACUUUCUUCUUUGCCUGCCUGAUAGGGCGUCAAUUUUUGGAUACUGACCAAGGGUAUCAGGGACAUGACUUAGAUCUUUACAUUCCGAUCUUCACACUGUUACAGUUCUUCUUCUACGCAGGAUGGCUCAAGGUGGCCGAGCAGCUUAUUAACCCGUUCGGAGAAGAUGACGACGAUUUUGAAACUAAUUGGUGCAUCGAUAGAAAUUUACAGGUCUCGCUUCUGGCGGUGGAUGAGAUGCACAUGAACUUACCGAGGAUGGAGAAAGACAUUUACUGGAACGACUCCUCUGCCCGGCCACCCUACACCAAGGCAGCCGCCGAUUACUGCAUCCCCUCGUUCCUCGGGUCGACUAUCGAAAUGGGGCUGGCUGAUACAGAGUUCCUCUAUGGGGAAGAGUGGCCGUGGGAGGAGGAGAAACACAGAAGACAACAUUCGGUGCUAAGAAGAGUUAAGAGAUUUCUCAGUGUUCAUGAGAAUCCUUCAUCCCCUGCUCACCGGCGCUACAAUCGGCAGACAAGUGAGAAUUCAGUGUUUUUCCCAGCAGACGAAAAGGGGCACAUCAGAAAUUUGCAAGAAAUGCACAAGAGAGGGAGACAUUCUACCUCCAGCUUCAAGAAGAAACAUGAAGGACCUGACAGAAGUAAUAGACUUCAUAGCAGCAGAGAUCUAGGACCUAUAACAGAAACCUCUAGGAAUGAGGCACAGUUUAGUGACAGUGACAGCUCAUCUGAGACAAACAAGCCCGUUCCCAAGGUUAGCAUCUCUGAAGCUGGGAAGAAGGCACCUGAUGUGCUGGGCAAACCGAGUCAGCAAACCGAUUGCACUACAAGCGUGCCAGAAGAAGACAAGCGCCAACAGAAUCUAACUGAGACAGAUGUGACUCUUCUAGAUCUUCCACUUGUCGCUCCAGAAAUGUCUACGUACCACCCUAGCUCUGAAACACAUCAGUCACUUCCUAGUAUGAUAGGGAAGCCCAAACAUGAAACACACAGUAGUAGUAUAGCAGGUUUCAUAACAGAUCAUGACAGAAGCCCUCAGCGAUGGAGUUUGCCAAGUUUCCACAGUCAUAGUACAAUGUUAAAUGCCGACUCUGCACCUCCUUUAGCAGAUUCUGGGACAAUGUCACAACAAAGGACCUUAAGUGAUGGAAAAGAUAUUCCUACUGCUGCUGCUCCAGAUACAUCAGAAAUGCCUCGCUUAUUGGAACACCUGGAUACUAAAGAAACAGCUAUAGUAGAAUUUUCUAAUGAGAAAAGUGAAAGAAACCUUUGACUGUGCUUCCUCUGAGUAUGACUAAACUUCCUGUCUUUUCUUGAAAGUCGUUCUCACACAGAUUUUUUUGAAAAUACAGAAUGGCAGACACAAUGUUCAGGAAAGUCCUGGGCAAAUAACAGAGGAUUUGGGCACCUAAAUGUAAA
This is a messenger RNA of Rhea pennata, 2156 nucleotides long. It is a transcript of the gene BEST3, whose product is annotated as bestrophin 3. The record is from RefSeq and is a predicted model, not a curated record. Gene Ontology annotation, molecular function: chloride channel activity. The transcript is spliced from 9 exons. Lineage: Eukaryota; Metazoa; Chordata; Aves; Rheiformes; Rheidae. Bases 1 to 2010 code for a protein of 669 amino acids.